Molecule: messenger RNA, 1289 nt
Organism: Ciona intestinalis (vase tunicate)
Lineage: Eukaryota; Metazoa; Chordata; Ascidiacea; Phlebobranchia; Cionidae
Source: RefSeq, a predicted model, not a curated record
ACACUCCUGUUUAGGUGAAAGGAUUUGUAGAUUCUUAUUAAAAACAUUUAUUUCAGAUUUCACCUGUAAAAGUACUUAGUUUAUAGAAGCUGCUGGGAAAAGGAAAUGGCACUACAUGAUGAUUAUGUAAAAAUUGAAAAAAUUGGGGAAGGCACCUAUGGUGUUGUAUACAAAGGCAGAAAUAAAAAAACCAAUCAAAUUGUUGCUCUUAAAAAAAUUCGACUUGAAAGUGAGGAGGAGGGUGUACCAAGCACGGCAAUCCGGGAAAUAUCAAUCCUCAAAGAGCUUCAGCAUCCCAACAUUGUUUCGUUACAGGAUGUUGUUCUGCAAGAGUCGAAUCUGUUUCUUGUUUUUGAAUUCCUACAGAUGGACUUAAAAAAGUAUAUGGACACAAUAGGAUCUGGAAAGUACAUGGACAAAGACUUGGUUAAGAGUUACACAUAUCAGAUUUUGCAAGGCAUUACUUAUUGCCAUUCCCGUCGUGUUCUACAUCGAGAUAUGAAACCACAAAAUCUUUUAAUUGAUCGAAAUGGUAUAAUCAAACUUGCUGACUUUGGUCUUGCACGAGCAUUUGGCAUUCCAGUCAGAGUCUACACACACGAGGUUGUCACCUUGUGGUACCGAGCCCCCGAAGUUUUACUUGGUUCCUCAAGAUAUUCAACCCCGGUUGAUGUGUGGAGCAUCGGAACUAUUUUUGCAGAGAUGGCAACAAAGCGUCCUCUUUUUCAUGGCGACUCAGAAAUUGAUCAGCUGUUUAGGAUUUUCCGUGUGCUUGGAACGCCCACCGAUGAUAUUUGGCCUGGUGUGACACAACUUAAAGAUUACAAACAAACGUUUCCGAAGUGGAAGAAGGGAUGUUUGAAUGACUCUGUCAAAAAUCUUGAUGAAGAUGGAAUUGAUUUACUCACGAAAUGUCUCGUCUAUAAUCCUGCUAAACGCAUAUCUGCUAAAGUAGCAUUGUGCCAUCCAUAUUUUGAUGACAUCGACAAAAAAGCGCUUCCAGGUACACAUGUACCAUUGGUGCCAAGAAUUGCUGGUUGAUCACUUUUUCUGUUUCCAAACUCAAUGAACUAUACCGGUCGCUCUAGUUUAUAUAAAAUCAACUUUAACUGUGCAACCUUGGACAGUUAAGUUGGCUUUUCCCAGCUGUUCUCAAACUAUCGCUUUUGUAAAUAUUAUCUUCUUUAUUCAAAACCAGCGUCUAAUGGCUCCAACUGCCACAGGUUUUCAUAAACUUUUCCACCUUUAUUGUAGACAUUUCUAUAUCCCAAUAAACCGACACCCUCCUA